Messenger RNA from Daktulosphaira vitifoliae (grape phylloxera), 690 nucleotides. RefSeq names its product protein GVQW3-like. NCBI's taxonomy places the organism in Eukaryota, Metazoa, Arthropoda, Insecta, Hemiptera, Phylloxeridae. The coding region runs from base 1 to 690 and encodes 229 amino acids. Gene Ontology annotation, molecular function: nucleic acid binding. The record is from RefSeq and is a predicted model, not a curated record. The transcript has a single exon.
AUGGAGCGAACGAUCGAGCAACGUGUUAGCAUCAAAUUUUGUGUGAAAUUAAAAAAAACCGCCACGGAAACUCUUAAAAUGAUUCAAGAGGCUUUCGGUGAGGAUGCCCUAUCCAGAACUCAAGUGUUUGAGUGGCACAAAAAUUUCCGGGACGGCCGCGAAGACGUCCAUGACGAGCAACGCAUCGGCCGUCCAGUAUCCACUCACACGGACGCAAAUGUGAAGAAAGUGCGUGAUGUUUUGAACAAUGACCGUCGUUUGAGCAUCCGGAUGAUCGCCGAUGAGGUGGGCAUUGACAAAAUGACCGUGCACAACAUUAUUACAAACGAUUUGGGCAUGAGAAAAAUUUGCGCGAAGCUCGUGCCCAAAGUUCUCACGGACGAGCAAAAGGAACGUCGCGUCGCUGUCGCUUCGGAAAUGAUUGAUCGACUGCAAACUGAACCAGAAAUUUUGGACCGUGUUAUUUCAGGAGACGAGUCAUGGGUUUUUGAAUACGACCCUGAAACAAAAAGGCAAAGUACAGAAUGGCACACGUCGGCGUCGCCGCGACCCAAAAAAGCGCGGAUGAGCAAAUCGAGGGUGAAGUCGAUGCUCAUCGCAUUUUUUGACGUCAAAGGUAUUGUUCACAAAGAAUUUGUACCGCCAGGACAAACAGUAAACGGCGAGUUCUACAAAGGGGUGAUCCGAUGA